CCUUGCUGAAGACACAGUCAGAGCCUCUCAGUCAGGAAACAUCCAUCCAGUGAACUUUACUGAUUUACUGUAACUGCUGCCAUGUGGAAGGACUCCUGCAACGAUGAUGCCAGGCCUGCAGCCUCUGGUUCCUCUCGUAGCGCCAGCCGCAGGAAGAGAACCAGUUUCUCCAAGGAACACGUAGAACUCCUGCGUGUCACCUUUGAAACGGACCCGUACCCCGGGAUCAGUCUCAGGGAAAGCCUCUCCCAGACCACAGGCCUGCCAGAGUCACGCAUACAGGUGUGGUUCCAAAACAGAAGAGCUCGCACCCUGAAGUGCAAAGGAGCCAAGAAAGCGCUGUGGCAGUCUGACAGUCCAGUCCACGAUGUGCUGUCUCUACAUCACGCCGUUACCAAUAGGGGGCCCCCAAUGGGCCACAUGCCCAUGCCCCCUCAGCGACCUCCACCAGCCUAUCCUACCCAGGUGAAGGAGGAGUUGGAGGAAGGCAGCUUCUAUGGACAGUGUCCCUCUGUGUUCUCCACUAUUGAGGCGCACGGACACUAUGGUUCUAUGCAUGGUGUGCAGCAGGGAAGGCUGGUGGGCGGCAACAGCACCUCAAGUCCCCAUGACAGGGGUUACUGGCCCCAGUCAGGCAGCCAAACUCCCCCUGCCACCCCGCUGUGGUGUCAUUCUCCCACGGAGAUGACAAACUACACUUCUGGUCAGGCAGCCCACUUCAUGUAUCCAGCAGAGCAGCAGAUGUACAUGACCUCAUCCAACUCCCACACCUCCACCCCAGACACCCCUGACUCUGGAUACUGGGACGUCAGCCUGGACAACAGCCCAGGUCAGUACACACAGCUGGAAGAGUCGUGGAGUGGGCACGCUGUGGACAGCUGUGGGGAAUCCAAGCAUCCGGGCUUGGAGCAGCUCGCUCCGCUGCCUGAGCUGUCCCUGCAGGAGAUUCUGGGUGAGCUGGAUGAGGAGUGGCUAGGAGGGGAAGAACAACUGUGAAGUGUCACGUCUGGGGAACAUUUCGUUUUUUUAUUGGCUCUUUACAGAAGACGCCUCAUUUGAAAUGAAAUGUAAUAUUUUGACUUAUGACUAUGUAAUGUAUAUAAAAAGAACCUGUGCUGAACAUCAUCACAUACUGCACAGUUGUUCAACCUCCUGCAGCGUGUUAAGAAUAUGUAUUUAUUAAUCCUUGUACUAUUUAUGAGAUUUAUUUAUGAUUUUCUGCACUUUUAUAGAAAUAAAUCAGUGACAAUAUACACGUUUUCUUUUCGUCUUUGUAUACAAUCAACGUAUCUGACCUUUAUUGUUGCAAAAGAAGUCACAUUCAAGUGACGAGUUAGCUGAUGUGACACUAAAACCACAAGAGGGAGCCAGACUUCAGAACAAAGAACUUGUUACAAAACCACAGCAUCUCUGAUCAUGUCUGUACUGUCUUGAAAAGUUAAAAGACCAAGCUGGUUGGGAAAUUAUGGAGUCAUUUAACACAGAUGACGGGAUUAUAAUCUGACAGCCAACAGGAUUAACAUGAUCUGACGAAGGUUUCUCUCCGAUCUUAAGUGAAAAUUAUUGACGGAAACUUUAACUUUCUAUUAUUUCUUGCAGUGAGGAAAAUCUGUGGCUAAGAUCUAAAAAAGAAACGUUGUAAUUUAACACGAGAUGCUACAAUAUAUUUACAUUGUAGCAAAAUAAUAUGAAAAAUGUUGAUGUUGGCCAUGAAACUGUUUUAACAUAAUGUUGAGCAUCAGACUCUUUAGACUCUCUUCUCAUAUCUAACCAACAGUGACUUUA
Molecule: messenger RNA, 1785 nt
Organism: Cynoglossus semilaevis (tongue sole)
Lineage: Eukaryota; Metazoa; Chordata; Actinopteri; Pleuronectiformes; Cynoglossidae
Gene: mxtx1
Product: mix-type homeobox gene 1
Exons: 3
Coding region: 82-996 (304 amino acids)
Biological process (GO): regulation of transcription by RNA polymerase II
Cellular component (GO): nucleus
Molecular function (GO): RNA polymerase II transcription regulatory region sequence-specific DNA binding; DNA-binding transcription factor activity, RNA polymerase II-specific
Source: RefSeq, a predicted model, not a curated record